Molecule: messenger RNA, 1263 nt
Organism: Drechmeria coniospora
Lineage: Eukaryota; Fungi; Ascomycota; Sordariomycetes; Hypocreales; Ophiocordycipitaceae
Exons: 3
Coding region: 1-1263 (420 amino acids)
Biological process (GO): fungal-type cell wall organization; carbohydrate metabolic process
Cellular component (GO): fungal-type cell wall
Molecular function (GO): hydrolase activity, hydrolyzing O-glycosyl compounds; glycosyltransferase activity
Source: RefSeq, a predicted model, not a curated record
AUGCUCCCCCCCCUGCCGCUCGCCGCCCUCGGCGCCGCCCUCGCCGGCCUCGCCUCGGCUCAGGUGCACACCGACUGCAACCCCCUGAACACGACGUGCCCGCCCGACCCCGGCUUCGGCACCGAGGCCGACUUCUACUUCAACUCGACGCCCCCCGCCGAGCUCUGGGAGACCAUCGCCGGCACCGUCAGCUACGACGCCAAGAAGGGCGCCGCCUUCACCAUCAACAAGCAGGGCGACUCCCCCACCAUCCGCACCAAGUUUUACUUCUUCUUCGGCCGCACCGAGAUAUUCCUCAAGGUUGCGCCCGGCACCGGCAUCGUGAGCUCCAUGAUGUGGCUGAGCGACGUCCUCGACGAGGUCGACUGGGAGUUUCUCGGCUCCAACAAGUCCUUCGCCUCGACCAACUACUUCGGCAAGGGCGAGCAGGACUGGCACAACGGCGGCAUGCACCCCAUGACGGGCAUGCAGGACGACUACCACAACUACACGACGGUCUGGACCAAGGAGAAGAUCGACUGGUACAUCGACGGCGCCCUCGUCCGCACCCUGCUCUCCAAGGACGCCAACAACUCGCGCACCUAUCCCCAGACGCCCAUGCGCAUGAGUAUCGGCAUCUGGGCCGGCGGCGACCCCUCCCUGCCCGAGGGGACCCGGAAGUGGGCCGGCGGCGACACCAACUACGCCGACGGGCCCUACACCAUGUACGUCACGCAGGCCCACGUCACCGACUUCUCGACGGGCAAGGAGUACUCGUACGGCGACAAGUCGGGCAGCGCCGACAGCAUCAAGAUGGCACCCGGAAACUCGACGGCCUAUCAGUUCCUCCAAAGACCGCCCCAGCAGUCCAUCGCCGACAAGUGGAGGCUGCUGCCGGCCAAGACCAAGAUUGGCAUCUACGCCGGCGCGAGCUUCCUCGGCGCCCUCAUCAUCGGCACCCUGCUCUUCUACAUCAAAGCGCGCCGAGGCCGAGAGGCCAACGCGGCCGGCUUCAGCGACUACGACGGCCACGACGGGCACCGCGGAGGCUUGAGCGACGCCGACGCGUACCACGUGCCCGCCACGACGGCCGCGAGCCCCCUCGCCCCUUCGGCUUGGGGCGCGCCGCCUCCGGUGACCAUAAGCCCGAGCCCGCCGUACCGCGACGCCCGCGAACCGGCCCCCGACGCCCACGGCUUCGAUUUCGGCUUGAACGCGCCCAACUCGGAAAGCCCCCUGCUGCGGUCGCAGAGCCCGAACGCGCCCUCGUCGCAUCCGCCGUAG